AUGUCUAUAUUUAAAAGGUAUAUCACUAAAACUGUAGUGGCUAUUGUAAAGAAGUAUACAAAAUUAGUGACAUAUUUGGAAAACAAAUGGGAAGGUAAACAUGCUUCAUCAUUUUAUAAUUAUAAAUUAUUUAAAAAUGGUGUCCACUCGACGUUGAUAGAUUUGGGUGACCUCAGUCAGUUAUGGAUAGAUAUUACUUGUCGUUCUCAGUCAAUCUUAGAAAUCCUACCGACUCUUAGUAGACAUCAGGUGUAUGUCCUACGUCAGGUGCCUAAAGAUUUGGUGAAGAUUUUGCCGGUAAUGCUUCUUGCUCCAUUACCAGGAACAAUACUAAUUUUACCAAUCUUUUUUGCUUUUCCUCGUAUUUUUCUGUCACGAGCAUUUUGGACACCAGAACAAUGUAAAUCUAUCGAUACAAAAUGUUUGAAAGAUCGAUUUGACUAUAAUACUCAAUCUUUAUUAAAGUCUAAGCUCUUGACAAUAAUUUAUUCGUCCCCAUGUUCUAUGAAUUAUUCUCAACCUAUUUUGAAGUCCUUAAGAAAGUUAGCUAGUGCGUUAAGUCAGGUUUCAAUAUUAGAACCAAUUUCAAUCGAACAAAUUCGUGAUUUAGUACCUGCUUUCAAAGGUCCAUUAUCUUUAGAACAAUUGGAUACAAGUCAUUUAGCGGCUUUAUGUCGAUUAAACGGUCUCUCUAUAUAUUCAUAUAUUUGGAUGAUGAAUACAUUAUUAUGGAGUGAUUUAUUCAAGAGAAAAUCUAUUCUAAAAACAUCUCGUAUACUUGUAUUAAAGAAACAUGCAUAUUUCUUAUAUGUUGAAGACCAAUGUAUGCAAAAAGAUAAGUUAUUCAAUGAUAAUUCUUUAUCGAUUUUACAAAAUUCUGAAUUGAAACAACUUUGUUUACUACGAGGAAUUAAUCCGUACUUAUUAAAUCAUAAAGAUUUGGAGGAAAAAUUACAGUAUUGGAUUUCAGCAUCAACCGUUGCUUCAGAAACGGAUUUCAGUUUUCGUUUACAUCUUCCCUUAUUAUUGUGUUCCAAUAAUAUUGAUAUUAAUAAUAAUAAUAGUAUUAAUAAAUAUUAA
Schistosoma mattheei is the source of this 1080-nucleotide messenger RNA. The record is from the annotation of a GenBank genome assembly. NCBI's taxonomy places the organism in Eukaryota, Metazoa, Platyhelminthes, Trematoda, Strigeidida, Schistosomatidae.